Messenger RNA from [Torrubiella] hemipterigena, 1081 nucleotides. The record is from the annotation of a GenBank genome assembly. NCBI's taxonomy places the organism in Eukaryota, Fungi, Ascomycota, Sordariomycetes, Hypocreales, Clavicipitaceae.
ACGGUCGCUUUCCCAUCAUCUCAAAACAAACCGCACACACAGAUUUAGAUAAACGAUUUACGGUUGCGCCGUUACAGAAUUGGUGAUCUGAAUAUUAUUUUUAUCCUCUCAUCCGUAAUAUUUUCGAGUUAUUUAUUCCAAAUUGUUGCAGUUCAUUGCGAGCGCGAGCAAGCGACGUCGCCAAAACCUAGGCAUUCAAAACAAACGCCAACAAGAUGCAACUGUCAACCCUCAUCAUCACAGCUUCUAGCAUCAUUGCUUCAACUGCUGCUGCGAAUACAGCAAAGGCGGACGGGCCUAACUUCUACCUCAUUCGCCACGCUGAAAAGAACCCAGAUGGUACUAUAUCGGCCGCAGGGUUGAAGCGAGAACAGUGCUUGAUUACAGUCUUUGGCGAAAGUAGCAAGUACAACAUUACGCGCAUCAUGACCCAGACACCAUACCCGGGAGAUUCCCAGUUUGACCAUGAAACCCAACGACCAUUCAACACUACUCUUCCUCUUGCUCAGUCGCUGAGCAUCACAAUUGACCACCCCUGCAACUUUACUGAUACCACGUGCGCUGGCAAGGCUGCUCUGCGGUAUUCCGGGCCAGGCAAUGUCCUGAUCGCCUGGGAGCACGAGCACUUGCCCGCUGUUGCAGAGGCCAUUGGUGCGAAGCAUGCCCCCAAGUAUCCAGGCUCGCAUUUUGAUCUCAUCUAUGAGCUGGUUGCCCCUUACACUAGCGUCACCGUUUCAUCCGAGGAUUGUCCUGGAUACGAUAAGCCUAGCUCUGGCACUACGACAGCCCCGAGUACUGUAACAACUUCGAGCGCAGCUCCCUCGAACACCACAGCCAAGACGAGCAGCGCAUCAAACUUGAAGGCCAAUGUUGGCAUUCUAACCACCGCCGCUUCCAUUGUGACUAUGUUAUUUCUAUAGAGAGUCGUCAUGGUUGGUCAAGAAUUGGGUUUCGAGAAUGGAUUGACCCUGGCAACUACAGCAUUCGAAGUGUCAAGUACACGCAUGUGCGAGGAUGUUUUGUAAAUUAUAUUUAUUGACAAAUGUACAUUCAUCUACAGACUAUAUAUACUGUUUCUUUU